This is a messenger RNA of Entamoeba invadens IP1, 483 nucleotides long. RefSeq names its product mRNA 3'-end-processing protein YTH1, putative. The record is from RefSeq and is a predicted model, not a curated record. The transcript has a single exon. NCBI's taxonomy places the organism in Eukaryota, Evosea, Mastigamoebida, Endamoebidae. Bases 1 to 483 code for a protein of 160 amino acids. Gene Ontology annotation, molecular function: RNA binding; metal ion binding.
AUGGAAAAGUUAACAUCGUUAGACCACGAUAUCCACAUGGACAUCGAAAAAAUCAUUCACGAGACAGAACAACCAAAACGUGACCCAAAAACAAUCAAACCAAACGAAAAAACAGUCGUCUGUUCACAUUGGCUCCGUGGCUCAUGCAAACUUGGUAACAACUGUGGGUACCUUCAUGAGUACGACUUGGACAAAACCCCAAUGUGCAACCAUUUCGAGAAAUACGGAAAAUGUGAUAAGCCGGAGUGCCCUUUCCGUCAUGAAGCUCCAAGUAACAGUCCAAAGUGUGAGUGGUACAUCAGAGGGUUUUGUUCCCGUGGGAAGAAGUGUCACAACUUACAUCCAAAGAAGUUGUUAUGUCCUUUAUAUUUCAUGGGAUUUUGUCCAUAUGGAAAGCAAUGCAAAUACUCACACCCAUCCCCGGCUCCUAUGAGAGAUAAUGAUCGCCCAAAAAUGCCAAAUAAAGAACAACAACAACAGUGA